Messenger RNA from Elaeis guineensis (African oil palm), 1443 nucleotides. Its product is annotated as trihelix transcription factor GT-3b. Lineage: Eukaryota; Viridiplantae; Streptophyta; Magnoliopsida; Arecales; Arecaceae. The record is from RefSeq and is a predicted model, not a curated record.
UAAAACAAAACGGAACGAAGGCUGCUUGGCUUCUCUGCUUCUAUUAGAAGACGAAAGGAACGAAGAAGAGGGAAAAGGAGAAGGGGGGAAACAGAGCACCUAAACCCUAGAUUUCGAUUUCCAAGGAGAAGCAGCUAAAAUUAGGGUUAGGGUUCGGAGAAUUGGAGGAAGAUGAUGCGGGGAGGAAGCGCGGAGGGGAUGGGGAUGAUGGGGCCCGGCGGGCCGCUGCGGCUGAAUCCAGCUGCGGAGGCGGUGGGAACGAGCGGCGGGGCCGGCGGAAGGGGGAAGGAGGAUAAGGUGCCGCAGUGGUCCCCGGAGGAGACGAGGGACCUGAUCGCGAUAAGAGGGGAUCUGGAGAGGGACUUCAGCGUGUCGAAGCGCAACAAGACGAUGUGGGAGCUCGUCGCCACUCGGAUGAGGGAGAAGGGCUACCGCCGCUCGCCAGAGCAGUGCAAGUGCAAGUGGAAGAACCUCGUCAAUCGCUACAAGGGCAAAGAAACAUCUGAUCCAGAAACUGGCAAACAAUGCCCCUUCUUCGAAGAGCUUCAUGCUGUCUUCACAGAACGUGCAAGAAACAUGCAGCGUGAACUCCUUGAGUCUGAAUCAGGAGCUUCCCAUUCUAAGAAGAAACUGAAGAAGCUAGGUGCAGAUAAAUCCUCUGAUGAGCUCUCUGAAGAUGAUGAAGACAGUGAUGGUGAGCGCCUCACAAAGACAAGAAAGAGGAAAAUUGACAGAGGACCGCAGCAACGAGCAACAGACAAGUCAAGAGCAACUGGUAGCAGCAUCUAUGAUCUGCUGCGGGACUUUUUGCAGCAGCAGCAGCGCAUGGAGGUGCAGUGGCAAGAGAUGAUGGAACGGCGGACCCAGGAGCGGUUGGUGUUUGAACAGGAGUGGCGGCAGUCUAUGGAGAAGCUGGAGAAGGAGAGGCUGAUGCUGGAGCAGGCAUGGUGGGAGAGAGAGGAGCAGAGGAGGAGAAGGGAAGAAAUGCGGGCUGAGAAGCGGGAUGCACUCUUAACCACUCUUUUGAAUAAGUUCCUACAGGAAGACUUAUGAUAAGAAAUUUCCAGCAAGUAGAACUGCAGAGAUGAAGAGGGGCGCUUAAAUUCUAUGGCCUUGUGAUCAGUUUAUAUGAUUGCAAAAUUGCAACUUCUACGUUUACAGAAAGGAAACUAUACAACAAUCUACUAACAUGGAGAAAAAUUUACAGAUCAUAAGCUCUAUACUCACCAAAGAUUGCUUUUUGCCAGGAUUCAUGACAAUAGAAUUUAAACAUGAGAAUUUGAGAACUUAUACAUAUCUUUGGGUUUGUAAUUAUGGUUGUACAAUAUCUCGUGCUUGGGGAAAAAGUUACCCUCAAUCCAACCAUGUAACAUCAGAUAAAUGUAUGUAGUUAUAUUCCUCAUGCAAUGUAUAUCCAAGGUGGAACUUUUGAAGUUUCUUUAA